AUGCGGCCUCCUCUGCUUCCUCUUGUGCCCGCAGCAACACCCAAGCUCCCGUGCCUCCCGUUCGUCCUCCUCGAAGACCAACAGAGCCCGAGUCCUGCAGCUGCCAUCGGCCGCGAGCACCCGAGGCCCCGUCCUCCCGAGCACACCUGCGGGUUCAGGUCCGAACCCCGCCGUCCUCGUCUUCUCGCGCGGCCAACCGCCUUGACAGCGACCUCCAGGACCACCGCCGCGCCCUGCUUCUUCCUCCUCCUCGAGGAGAUGCCCCUCGCCUCGAGCACCAGCGCUACAAGGCCUGCCUUCUGCAGUUCGUCGUCGCCGGAGUUCCCCACCAGCAGCAGGUUGCCGCACCUCUUCUCCGUCCACUCCUUCCUAUCUCCCUCUCACCGGACUCCCUCUGUCUCCUCUGUAACAGAGCCGUCGCCUGAGAGGCUCCUCGUCUGUCGCCACCUUCAACCAACGCCGGCCAAGACCUUGUCCACUCCUCGAACCGCGCAGGAUUUCUGCACCGCGUGCGUUUGCCAUCCGUCGCCGUCAAAUACCAGCGCCGCCGUGCUUCUGCCGUCCGCGUCGGCGAGUGCAGCGCCCAGCCGCGCCGACCUCCUUCAUCUCGUCCCAGCGCUGGACCUGGAGCCCGCGACUCCCGCCGGACCUCCGCCUCGCCCUGUUCGUCCGCUGCCUCCCGAAGGCCAUGGAGCCUCGCUGCCGACGCUCGCCCUUGCUGUUGUUCGUCCCCGCCGUUCGGCCACUGGAUCCGGUCGUCCUCCGUCAACUUCCGCCGGAUCCACGCUCAGCCAUCACCUCGCCUCGCCGGAGAUACCCCAAGUCCACCGCCGCCUUGCCAUGUCCCGCGCCAAGCCAGCGCGGCACCGUCCCCUACUUCUGUCGUGCGAGCACAUGAGGACGAGGCCAGCGCCAAGUCCCGCUCGCCCCACCCGCGCCCGUUGA
Molecule: messenger RNA, 945 nt
Organism: Aegilops tauschii subsp. strangulata
Lineage: Eukaryota; Viridiplantae; Streptophyta; Magnoliopsida; Poales; Poaceae
Source: RefSeq, a predicted model, not a curated record